GCUUCAAACUUUGACUAGUAGACACCUUCAUUCAUUUCUUGUAAGGUUCCUUUGGACAGGUGUUUGCAAGAAAUAUAAAAUUAAUCUUUGUUGAUUUUGAAGAGCCAGUUCAAAAAUCAGAUUCCUGAAAAUUCAUUCACUGAUGAACAAUUCUGAUAAAGAAGAAACUACAAAGAAGAUGGAGCACAAAAAAGCAACAAGCAAGAAAAGAAGCAAUUUUGCAUGUAGAAUUCAUGAACAUGUAAAACUGGGUCCUAAACUGUCUGAGACUGUGAAGGGUAAGUUGAGUUUGGGAGCCAGAAUUAUACAAGAAGGUGGAAGAGGGAACAUUUUCAAGCACAUCUUUGGGAUGCAAGAAGGAGAGAAACUCUUGAAAGCUUCACAAUGCUAUUUAUACACAACAUCUGGUCCAAUUGCUGGAGUUCUCUUUAUCUCCACUGAAAAGGUUGCAUUUUGCAGUGAAAGGCCAAUAACUUGCACUUCUGCAGCUGGAGAAUUGGUCAGGGUACCUUACAAGGUAGUCUUCAUGGUGUUGAUACCAGUAGAGAAGAUAAAAGAGGUCAAUGAAGGGCAGGACGUGAACAAGACAGAACAAAAGUACAUAGAGAUUGUUACUGGGGAUGGUUCUGAAUUUUGGUUUAUGGGGUUUCUACGUUAUGAGAAAGCUUUCAUGAAUCUUCAGAAAGCUAUUUCUAAGUCCAGUUAACACCAAAAAGAGAUAAUUGUACAUUGUUUAGACAUACACAGUUGUUUUCUUUUAUGUUAAUAGGAUUUCGUUGUUCUCUGUACAAAAGAGUUGUGGUUUCAUGUCAUCCCUAAUAGCUUGAUGGUUAAGAAGGCUUGGUUAAAUUA
Molecule: messenger RNA, 852 nt
Organism: Lotus japonicus
Lineage: Eukaryota; Viridiplantae; Streptophyta; Magnoliopsida; Fabales; Fabaceae
Product: GEM-like protein 4
Exons: 4
Coding region: 143-706 (187 amino acids)
Source: RefSeq, a predicted model, not a curated record